AUGAAUACCACAAAGGUUGGCUCAACUUCCUCGAUGAAUACUUGCGGCACAGAGGGUAGCCGCUCGUUGAAGUUGGACUUUGGAAAUGAGAAUAAAGAGGUUCAGUUAGCGCCGAAUUCUUACGGGUCGAAUACAUCCAUCGUUUCGCAUGCGUCGUUUGUUUCAGCUAAGUCGUCUGAUAACAUGCAAGCGAAAAGAGGUCACUCGGAUUCUGAAUCGUCUGAUGACAGCGGGGAUAGCUCCAAAACUGUCACGAGACAUGACACUAAAAGAGUGGCUGUAGAAUCUGAUCACUCUUCUGCUGGAGAGGAGGAGUUCCACUCCCCUAUACCUUCUCCUGUAGCUUCCCGGGCUCCGUCACCUUUACCUGGGAAUAGUAGGGUCUCUUCACCGGCUGCCGAGGUUGAACACCCUAUCGAUGAGAUAUGGGGCGAGGAUGAUGUCAUAGAGAGGUCUGCUCCUCCUAAAGCUAAGACCGCUCGACUGGCCAAAACCCAUUUCUUUGGGGCAGCGGCAGCUAAAAGGAGGCUAAAUCGAGGUUCACUUUCGCUCUCGGAUGUUGAGUGUCGAUACCUGGAGAGUGACGAUGUGGGCAUUGUCACGGAUAUACCUGAGGGAAUGUCGGUUUCUGAGAUGCACAAAAAGGCUCUAGGCCACAUUGAUGAGUUGGCUCUUCUUCACAAGAAGUCCAAAAACCUCAAAGGACCAGUGAUUAAACAGCUUAAAAUAGCCACUGCAUCUUUGAAGCAAGUUUGGUUAAGGACUGCGAGGAUGUCCUCCAAGGAGGAAAUCCUCCUACUAAGAGCGGACAAUGCUCGCUUAAGUGGAGAGCUGGAUGUGCUCAGGCGGGAGGUCGCCGCACUAAAGAGGGAGCGAUCUGACAGAGAUGCUCUACUUAAUGAGCAUCGUCUAUCCCGGGGGAGACACAACAAGUCCCUCCCCAUGGAAGUUGUCGCAGAGUCGGAACAUGAUGUGAACACCGGUCCUCUCAAAGAGUUGAUCGACGUAAACUUUAAGUCGCUCAGCUCAUAUUUUGAAGAGAGAUUCAGGGAUCAGGAAAGUCGACUAAUGCCGAUCAAUCCUGAAAGACCCCCUCUGGCGUCGGAUACUCCGAUUAGAACCGCUGCCCGUCAGAUUGCCAGACCGUCUAAUGAGGGCAAGACGGGAGAUCAGCCCUUUUUUUUUUUUUGACGCUGAGAAAUGCGUUACGCAUACCCGCUACACCCAGCGCGGGCUUCACGAGUUAUGUGGGACUCCUCCUGUGGCCCCACCCCCGAAAGGGCUAGACAAGAAACAGGAGUUUACCCACUAAAACUCAGCGAUGUUCCUCGCAUGGAAGGCGAUGCACGGGAUCGGCCCUGAGGCCAUACACCGCGCGGUUCGCCACCUUUUCGGCCCGCCCUGAAAAGGGCAGGUCCCUCGCAGGUUGGGCGGCACAUCUCAGAGACACUCGAGACGUACCCCCCCAGACAGGGCGGAAACGUGCAAUGCCGGCUAGUGCGCAAACCAGCCAGCUGCCCCCGACUAGGGACUAGAGAUGCGCGACUGUGCAAUCUCUAGUCUCUUUCCCAUCUAUUGGAAGGACCCACACAGGCAGAGCCCUUAUCGUGGAUCCCUCCUCCCGUACGGUCGCAGCUACCACCGGAGUACGGCCCGACCACAGCCCUGAAAAGGGCGCUAUCAGGCCUCAUCAACCGGCUCCGCCGCUCCUCUCGGCGCGGCUCCGUAAUGGUACCGCCCGGACCGGCCGGGCACCCAGACCGGGGCCACAGAAAAAAUCCCCUUACCUGCGAAACGCAGGUCAACUCCCCAUGUUCCUCUCAUUAGCAGCGACACAGGUGCACCCGGCAUACGUAACCCUGCCGGGGAACCAGUCAACUGCUAGCCGCUCCAGCCGUCACCCCCCCCCCCCCCCCCCCCCCCGAGAGAGAUGAGCACGCUAGUGCGUGUCCAUCACCUCAGGGAGGUCCUCAGCCGGUACCGCACGAGUACCACGGGGCACGGGAACCGACCGUGCCCGUACGGAAGGCGGGGAGCACCUCUUGCUCCCCAUCACGUGACCGCUCGGGAGACCUGCAGUUGCGCAAACGGCGCAGCGAGCCUCAUUGCGGCAACACGCCGCCUUGUGCCCCUCGAGGCCGCACCUGAAGCAAACUCCAGAGCGGUCCUCCUUGGAGGGGCACACCCUCCGUACGUGGUUCGUACCCAUACACUUGAAAUAGCGCAUGGGUAGGGGAUCAAGGCGUCUAAUCCAGGUGGACGUCCAUCCCACCAGGAGCCUUCCUCUCUUGGCCAACACUUCGGCAGCCGCCACAGGGCAUUUCAGGAGGGCCGUGUUCAGACCUCCGUUGACUCCGGUAAUGGGCCCCAGAACAAUCAACUCCGGAGGGCAGUUGCCCUGCCUCGCCAGCUCCGACCUUAACUCGUCUGAGGUGACCGAGUCGUCAAGCUCGGUCACCCGCAUUGUACAGUGAACCCCAUAUAUAUACUUGUUCCUAAUUAUUAAACAUCAGUAUUCAUCGAACUCUCGUUUUAUUUACACUAACUUCACCUCUACAUGGUGAUCCUGCCAUGCGCGGAGGCGCGCGAGUGUCAAAUAUCUAG
Diatraea saccharalis (sugarcane borer) is the source of this 2604-nucleotide messenger RNA. NCBI's taxonomy places the organism in Eukaryota, Metazoa, Arthropoda, Insecta, Lepidoptera, Crambidae. The record is from the annotation of a GenBank genome assembly.